AUGGCGGACGUUGUCGCGGAGCAGAGAGUGGUCCAGGCACCAGUCAACGAAAGAGAACUGAACGGAGAGGCCGAGGUCCGGGAAGAGGCCGACCCAGUGGAGGAGGCAGCCAAAAAGAAGAAGAAAAAGAAGAAAAAGAGCAAGUCUGCAACGACAGCUGUUGAGCCUGAGGCGGAUGGUGUGGUAGAUGGAGUGGUAGAGGUGACCAAACAGCUGGAGAAGCAGGCGAUUGAGGACAAGGAGAAGGAUGAAGACGGAGAGGAUGAUGGAGACGAUGGGGAAAAUGCAGCAGGAAAGAAGAAGAAGAAGAAAAAGAAGAAGAAAGGACCCAAAACUCAAACGGAUCCCCCAUCUGUUCCCAUCUGUGAGUUGUACCCUAGUGGAGUGUUCCCCAUCGGACAAGAGUGUGAAUAUCCUGUCUGUCAGGAUGGUCGAAGUGCAACGUGGCGGAUGACCAUGGAGGAGAGGCGGGUGAUGGACAAAGCCAACGAGGAGGUGUGGAACGACUUCAGGCAGGCGGCCGAGGCCCACAGACAAGUCCGGAAACACGUCCGCAGCUUCCUCAAACCCGGGCUCACCAUGAUUGAAAUCUGCGAGCGUUUAGAGGAUUGUUCCCGUAAGCUGAUAAAAGAAAACGGGCUAAAUGCCGGGCUGGCCUUCCCCACUGGCUGCUCCCUGAACCAUUGUGCUGCCCACUACACUCCCAACGCUGGAGACCCCACCGUCCUGCAGUACGAUGACGUCUGCAAGAUCGACUUUGGAACGCACAUCAACGGGCGGAUCAUUGACUGUGCCUUUACCGUCACAUUUAACCCAAAGUACGACAAGCUGCUGGAGGCUGUGCAAGACGCCACCAAUACCGGAAUCAAAAACGCAGGGAUUGAUGUUCGCCUGUGUGACGUCGGAGAGGCGAUUCAGGAGGUGAUGGAGUCCUACGAGGUGGAGAUCGAUGGGAAAACAUACCAAGUGAAGCCAAUCAGAAACCUGAACGGUCAUUCUAUCGGUCAGUACAGAAUACAUGCAGGGAAGACGGUGCCCAUCGUUAAGGGAGGGGAAGCAACAAGGAUGGAGGAGGGAGAGGUUUACGCCAUUGAGACGUUCGGCAGCACAGGUAAAGGCGUGGUCCACGACGACAUGGAGUGCUCGCACUACAUGAAGAACUUUGACGUCGGCCAUGUCCCCAUCAGGCUGCCCCGAGCAAAGCACCUGCUCAAUGUCAUCAACGAGAACUUUGGCACGCUAGCGUUCUGCCGCCGCUGGCUGGACCGUCUGGGCGAGAGCAAGUACCUGAUGGCCCUGAAGAACCUGUGCGACCUGGGCAUCGUGGACCCCUACCCUCCCCUGUGCGACACCAAGGGCUGCUACACGGCUCAGUUUGAGCACACCAUCCUGCUCAGGCCCACCUGUAAGGAGGUGGUAAGCCGCGGAGACGACUACUGACACCCCGACCGCCCGACUCCCCUCACCACGCACACCUCCAGACACUGAUAGAGUAACAGAAAAAGCAAAGACAUGUAAUUGUAGUCAACCUACAAUACACCCCUCAGCUUCCCAGGAAGGAUGCAGACAAAAACUAUCCAACACGGGUUCUUUGGAUUUACUACCAGAAAAUCUUGAGCAGUUUAAUGUUUUCAAACUGCCAAUGAACUCAUUGCAACCACAGUAUUCAGAAUCUAUUCAGUUUCAAGGACUCCAGUCUGAGAUGUCACUACCUUUAGUUCAUUUAUCGAGCCUUUCAAUGGGUUUAGGAAGUGUUCAGCUCAAUGCAUGCUGGGAAAUCAGCUCAUACAGACUUUACAGCACAUUUAAGCUCCGGGGGUGCCGUAGUCAAUAGAUACCAUCUUCAUACAGACACAGCGCACCUGUGUCUUCUGUCGCCAAAGGAGAGAAAUCUGCACUCUGGCCCUCUGGUCUUGGUUUCCUUAACGUUUGUAAGAGUUUGUUAAAAUGGCCGCUGCAUCUGUAUGCUCCCGGUGAAAACGCUUCAUUUGGAAACUCUGCUUGGAAAUGUUUUUGGAAGAAAAAAGGAUGAUUAAAAUAAUUUUUGCUUGUUGUCUAACUGCAAAA
Messenger RNA from Cyprinodon variegatus (sheepshead minnow), 2067 nucleotides. It is a transcript of the gene metap2a, whose product is annotated as methionyl aminopeptidase 2. The transcript has 11 exons. The record is from RefSeq and is a predicted model, not a curated record. Bases 1 to 1440 code for a protein of 479 amino acids. Gene Ontology annotation, biological process: proteolysis. Gene Ontology annotation, molecular function: metalloaminopeptidase activity. NCBI's taxonomy places the organism in Eukaryota, Metazoa, Chordata, Actinopteri, Cyprinodontiformes, Cyprinodontidae.